Molecule: messenger RNA, 529 nt
Organism: Salvelinus sp. IW2-2015
Lineage: Eukaryota; Metazoa; Chordata; Actinopteri; Salmoniformes; Salmonidae
Product: structural maintenance of chromosomes protein 3-like
Biological process (GO): mitotic sister chromatid cohesion
Cellular component (GO): mitotic cohesin complex
Molecular function (GO): double-stranded DNA binding; cohesin loader activity
Source: RefSeq, a predicted model, not a curated record
AUGCCUCUGAGUGUCACCCGUUGUCACCAUUUGUUUCUAUUUAAUAAUAAUGAAUUCCUCCUCCAGAAACGUCUGCUGAAGGAGCGGCAGAAGCUGCUAGAGAAGAUAGAGGAGAAGCAGAAGGAGCUGCAGGAGACUGAGCCCAAGUUCAACACUGUGAAGGAGAGGGAGGAGAGGGGCAUCGCCAGACUGGCCCAGGCCACCCAGGAGAGAACAGACCUGUACGCCAAGCAGGGCCGUGGCAGUCAGUUUACUUCUAAAGAGGAGAGGGACAAGUGGAUCAAGAAGGAACUCAAGUCCCUGGACCAGGCCAUCAACGACAAGAAGAGGCAGAUUGCUGCCAUCCAUAAAGACCUGGAGGACACUGAGACCAACAAGGAGAAGAACCUGGAACAGUAUAGUAAACUGGACCAGGACCUGAAUGAGGUGAAGACCAGGGUGGAAGAGCUGGACAAGAAAUACUACGAAGUCAAGAAUAAGAAGGACGAGCUGCAGAGCGAGAGAAAGUAAGAUCACGAUCCAUAUCUUA